UGUCCUUAAAGUCUAUCGAACCGACAACCGACGUCCCAAAGUGUUUUUGAUACAAUGUCGUCGGCAUCUCGUUUGGCAAUUUAGCAUAAUUUAAAACGUCAUAUCGUUGCUUGAAGUGUCUACUACUGGUCAUGCCAACACCUGGCUUCAAGUUCUAUAGAGUUCGACAAAAACAAGCCAACUAUCACUCUGAAAAAUAUAGAAGGAAGAGAGAGAGAGAGAGAGAGGUUUACUUGUAGUCAAUGUUGUAUCUGAAACCUGGGUUUCUUGAAGAACCCUUGUAGACUAUUUAUUCAACCGCCAACCAAAUUCACUGUUCUAAUGGAAAAAACAGCUUUGCACUCAUUUCAUCUCCUUCUGCUAAUGCUUUUUCUUGCUAUCCAUCAUUCAGACCAGUGGCUGCAACCCUCUCAAACUCAAGCCCUCCUAAAAAACUUGCAACUUCUUAACUACCAACCAGCUUUGAGUAGCUUCCAUGAUACCACAGACUUCUGUAGCAUUGAACCAACCCAAUCUUUUACUGUAGUGUGCUAUGAAAGCAACAUAACACAGUUGCACAUUAUUGGCAACAAUGGGUUUCCUCCACUUACUGAAAAUUUCUCCACAGAUACUUUCUUUGCAACUCUUAAAGGUCUAUCAAGCUUAAAAGUGCUCUCUCUGGCUUCUCUGGGCUUAUGGGGGUCACUACCUGGAAGUAUUGGUGAUUUAUCUUCACUGGAGAUAGUGAAUGUAAGCUCAAAUUACCUCAGUGGUGAUAUUCCAGUACAACUUUCAUCUUUGAAGAACCUCCAAACAAUCAUCCUUGACAAUAACAAGUUCACUGGUCGAGUACCUGUUUGGCUUAGUUCACUCCCAGUUCUGUCUGUACUGAGUCUAAAGAACAAUAUGCUUUGGGGGUCUCUGCCAAUUUCUCUGACAACUUUGCAGUCUCUAAGAGUUCUUGCUCUCUCAAACAACAACUUGGCAGGAGAAGUGCCUGAUCUUAGCAACUUGACAAACCUUCAAGUUCUGGAUUUGGAAGCUAACUCUUUCGGGCUUCAUUUUCCUACUUUACCUACUAAGUUGGUUUCUCUAGUGCUCAGAAACAACAGGUUUCGAUUUUCCAUACCUGCUGAAUUAGGCUCCUAUUAUCAACUUCAAAAGCUGGACAUUUCUUUAAAUGCAUUUGUUGGUCCCUUCUUACCAUCCUUAUUGUCACUGCCUUCAAUUAAUUACCUUGAUAUCUCGGGAAACAAGUUCACAGGGAUGCUGUUCCAAAACAUGACUUGCAAUUCUGAGCUUGUUUUUGUCAAUUUGACCUCAAAUCUUUUGACAGGAGAAUUACCAACUUGUUUGCAUUGGGAUACCAAAAGCAGGGUUGUUCUGUAUGCUAGAAAUUGUUUGUCAAAUGAAGCUCAAGAUCAGCAUCAUUCUAACUUUUGUUACAAUGAAGCACUUGCAGUGACAGUUCCUCGUGAACAAAAGAAUAAGAAACCUUAUGCUAAAGCAGUUCUUGCAUCAAGUACAGCUGGAGGGAUUAUGGGAGGAAUUGCAAUUGUUGGAGUAGUUUUCUUGGCUGUCAGGAAGGUACACAGUAAGGCUACUUUUAAAGCACCAUCAACAAGGUCAAUAACAGAGCAUGUAUCACCAAUAAACACGGCAAAACUACUUUCAGAUGCAAGGUAUAUAUCACUAACAAUGAAGCUGGGAGCUAGCCUUCCUGCUUAUCGAAGCUACGCUUUGGAGGAGCUUAAGGAGGCUACAGAUAACUUUGAUGCAUCAUCUCUCAUAGGUGAAGGUUCACAUGGUCAGGUAUACAAAGGGAAGCUCUCUGAUGGAACUUUUAUUGCUAUAAGAUGCUUGAAAAUGAGAAAGAGAUACAGCCCCCAGACCUAUACGCACCACAUUGAGAUGAUUUCAAAACUCAGACACUGCCAUUUGGUUAGCUCUCUUGGACAUUGCUUUGAGUGCUACCAGGAUGAUUCAAGCAUGAGCAGAAUAUUUCUUAUAUUUGAAUUUGUUCCAAAUGGAACACUAAGAAGCUACAUCUCAGGACUUCCCAAACAAAGAUUUACUUGGACACAAAGAAUAGCAGCUGCAAUUGGAGUUGUGAAGGGUAUUCAAUUUCUGCACACAGGGAUUGUUCCGGGGGUAUAUUCAAAUAACCUGAAGAUAACAGAUGUGUUAUUGGAUAAUAACCUUCAAGUCAAAAUAAGCAGUUAUUAUAAACUGCCUCUGUUAGCCGAAAAUAGGGGAACGAUGGGUGCUGUACUUUCAUCCCCUGGAUCAAGAGUAAGUUCUCAAGCAAGGGUGAAACGUGAGGAUGAGAAUGAUGUCUAUGACAUAGGAGUUAUCUUACUAGAGAUCAUUUUGGGAAGGUCAAUCAUGUUCUACAAUGAAGUCAGCGUUUUAAAAGAUCUUUUACAAGUAAGCAUAACCACUGAUGAUAUAGCGCGAAGGAGUAUCGUUGAUCAUACAGUUCACAAGGAGUGCUCAGACAAAUCAUUGAAGACAGUGAUGGAGAUAUGCGUCAGGUGUCUUUCCAGUAAACCAAGUGAUAGACCUACUGUUGAAGAUGUUCUUUGGACUUUGCAGUUCGCAGCACAGGUCCAGGAUUCAUGGAGAGAAGACACUCUGAACCAUGAAGACUAAGCCAUGUCAUUAUCCUGACAAAACUUUCAAUGUCUUAAGCUUGCAUGAGUUAGUGUGCAGUGUAUGUCUUGGGGACAAGUCGAGCUAAUGCUAUACAAAGCAUAUAAGGAAUUAAGGAUCAUAAGGCAA
Molecule: messenger RNA, 2760 nt
Organism: Quercus lobata
Lineage: Eukaryota; Viridiplantae; Streptophyta; Magnoliopsida; Fagales; Fagaceae
Product: probable inactive leucine-rich repeat receptor-like protein kinase At3g03770
Exons: 7
Coding region: 322-2631 (769 amino acids)
Biological process (GO): protein phosphorylation
Molecular function (GO): ATP binding; protein kinase activity; protein binding
Source: RefSeq, a predicted model, not a curated record